AUGGCAAAUGAAUUGGAGGGCAGCAAAGACUGGAUAGAAGAAUAUUGUUUGGGGACUAUUGUGAUAGUUCAUGAUGUAAAUGAUGGUGGCCUCGACUAUGGGAAUGGUGGCCGCUCACACAGUGCCCUAAAAGACCCGACCCUUGUGGGCAAGUGGGACGAGGAGAAAGGAAGAAACCUAGCUGUGCGCUGCAGCUGCACGCGCCUGCGCGAAAACCCCUGCUCGGCCCCAGUUUCAGCCUGUUACAGCGCCUUCGUCCCUCCUACUUUUCCCCGCCCCCUCCUGGCGGAGCUGGACGGAGACUUGCUGGAGGAGGAGGAGCUGGAGGAGGCAGAGGAGGAGGACCGACAGUCGCUGCUGCUGCUGUCGCCGCCCGCGACCGCCACCUCCCAGACCCAGCCGAUCCCGGGCGGGUCCCUGGGGUCGGUGCUGCUGCCCGCCGCCGGCUUCGAUGCCCGGGAGGCGGCCGCGGCGGCCGCGGCGGCGGGGGUGCUCUACGGAGGGGACGAUGCCCAGGGCAUGAUGGCGGCGAUGCUGUCCCACGCCUACGGCCCCGGCGGCUGCGGGGCGGCGGCGGCGGCCGCCCUAAACGGGGAGCAGGCGGCCCUGCUCCGGAGGAAGAGCGUCAACACCACCGAGUGCGUCCCGGUGCCCAGCUCCGAGCAUGUCGCCGAGAUUGUCGGUCGCCAGGGUUGUAAAAUUAAAGCACUGAGAGCCAAGACAAACACAUAUAUCAAGACACCUGUUCGUGGUGAGGAGCCCAUUUUUGUUGUCACUGGACGGAAAGAAGAUGUUGCCAUGGCCAAAAGAGAGAUUCUCUCAGCUGCAGAGCACUUCUCCAUGAUUCGUGCAUCUCGAAACAAAAAUGGCCCUGCCCUGGGAGGAUUGUCGUGUAGUCCAAAUCUGCCCGGUCAAACCACCGUUCAAGUGAGGGUCCCCUAUCGUGUCGUGGGAUUGGUAGUUGGACCGAAAGGAGCAACUAUUAAAAGAAUUCAGCAGCAGACCCACACAUACAUAGUAACUCCAAGCAGAGAUAAGGAGCCUGUCUUUGAAGUGACAGGGAUGCCCGAAAAUGUCGACCGAGCGCGAGAAGAAAUAGAAAUGCAUAUUGCCAUGCGUACAGGAAACUAUAUUGAGCUCAACGAAGAGAAUGAUUUCCAUUACAACGGUACCGACGUAAGCUUUGAAGGUGGCACUCUUGGCUCCGCGUGGCUCUCCUCCAAUCCGGUUCCUCCUAGCCGCGCAAGAAUGAUCUCCAAUUACCGAAACGAUAGUUCCAGUUCUCUGGGAAGCGGCUCCACAGAUUCCUACUUUGGAAGCAAUAGGCUGGCUGACUUUAGUCCAACGAGCCCAUUUAGCACAGGGAACUUUUGGUUUGGAGAUACACUACCAUCUGUAGGCUCAGAAGAUCUUGCGGUUGAUUCUCCUGCCUUUGACUCUUUACCAACGUCUGCUCAAACUAUCUGGACCCCCUUUGAACCAGUUAACCCACUCUCUGGCUUUGGGAGUGAUCCUUCUGGUAACAUGAAGACUCAGCGUAGAGGAAGUCAGCCAUCUACUCCUCGUCUGUCUCCUACGUUUCCCGAGAGCAUUGAACACCCACUUGCUCGGAGGGUUAGGAGCGACCCACCUAGUACAGGCAACCAUGUCGGCCUUCCAAUAUACAUCCCUGCUUUUUCUAAUGGUACCAAUAGUUACUCUUCUUCCAAUGGUGGUUCCACCUCUAGCUCGCCUCCAGAAUCGAGACGAAAGCACGAUUGUGUGAUUUGCUUUGAGAAUGAAGUUAUUGCUGCCCUAGUUCCAUGUGGCCACAACCUCUUCUGCAUGGAAUGUGCCAACAAGAUCUGUGAAAAGAGAACGCCAUCAUGUCCAGUUUGCCAGACAGCUGUUACUCAGGCAAUCCAGAUUCACUCUUAA
Molecule: messenger RNA, 1917 nt
Organism: Puma concolor (puma)
Lineage: Eukaryota; Metazoa; Chordata; Mammalia; Carnivora; Felidae
Gene: MEX3C
Product: mex-3 RNA binding family member C
Molecular function (GO): RNA binding
Source: RefSeq, a predicted model, not a curated record